CUAUACGCUGUGAAAAGAUCUUGAGAUGUCGAGGCAUCGUGUGGUUCCUAUUACGUAGAAACACACCAAGAGUUGCGUUGAAGUUCUCUGAGUUUCUGGCGAGACUGCCAGGAGGAACAGACGUCCUUCUAGAAACAAGAACCUGGAGGAGUCUCAGUGAACAUUAAAACUCAUGAUAUAAGUCUGGAUUAAAGAUCCUCCUUUAAUUCUAUAUCUUCGUCAGAUGAGGUGGCGAUAUAAUGAAAUAUUUCUGACUCCCGACAUUAACCAAUUUAAGGAAUACUAGUUGACGUCGUCUGAAAGCCGGAAGUCACCAGGAGCGAUGGAGGGCUCGCUUUGGUUGACGUUAAUUGCUACUUGUGUAUUACUCAAGUCUUCACAUUCCAUUUCUGAUUAUGAAGGACUUCCCUUUGACUUAGGUUGCAGUGAACCUAUGGAUAUAGUGCUUUUACUUGAUACAACUAUAAACAAUUCAACACAAAAUGACGAGUUCAAAAAGUUUCUAUUAGAUUUAGUCGAAGAUUUUCAUAUUGACUCUGGAACUGCCAGGGUAGCCUUUGUAUCAUUCAGUUCCAGUCCAGUGCUACAUUUUAGACUUGAUAAAUACUCUUCUAAAGCGGACAUCAAGUCGGCCAUAGAAUCUGCAGUUUUUACGCCAGGAGAGAGAAACUUUGCAGAUGCGUUCGAUUUACUUCGGAGGCAGGUAUUCUUUGCGCCUUAUGGCGAUAGACCGGAUGCACCAAAUGUUAUCCUUUUGAUAACAACAGGAAAUUCUGAGAGAAAAAAAUAUGAAGCAUCGCAACAAAUACAGUUUUUAAAAGACCAAAACAGCAUACUGGUGGUAUCGAAAGGGGUAAAGGACAUGACAGAAAUUCACUCUUUUGCCAGCGUCCCUUAUUUGGAGAAUACUUAUGAACUCACACAAUCGGAGAAUAUUAGUUUAAUCAAAGACCUAGCGUAUGUUGGAAUUUGCUCAAGAACCCAUCUGGCGUUUCUUUCUCCCAUAGAAGGAAGUAAUAAAACGGAUUUAACUCUGCUUCUCCAUUACUCUGACACCACAGCUGAGAGUGAUUUCAAUUUAAUGGUACAGUUCUUGCAAAAUCUGAUAUCUAAUGCAGACGUUAAUAAUGAUGACGUCAGAGUAGCUUUUCUUGUUUACGGCAUGGGAACAACCACCAUAUUUGAUUUUAAUGAUUACAGACAAAACAAGAAAAAGCUUUUGAAUGCACUGAAUAUAGAUUUUAGCAGCUGGGGUUCUAAAGAAGCGAAUUUAGCUGGUGCUUUAGAUGUCGUUCGCACGUCAAUUUUUCUGGAAGCUUCAGGUGAUCGCUUGGAUGUUCCAAAUACGCUUGUGGUAAUCACGAACGAUAACUCUGAUAGCAAAUAUGUCCCUGCAUUUCCCCAAAGUGUAGCUGAAAUGAAGAACUGCGGAGUUACAAUGAUUGGAGUGGGCUUGAAUCUAUACAAUAAGGAUGAAGUGAAUGCGCUCUCUGAUUCUCAUACCUUUAGUUUCAUUUUGAACGAUGCUUCUCAGCUCGCUGUUGUCUUGCAAGAAAUCCAAAAUAGACUUCCUUCACUGAAUAAAAUUGUAAGCACGACACCAAGCAUCGUUUAUGAAGAAUCAACAUCUGACAUACAAAUUACAGACGGUAUUGAUAGUAACGAUAAAGCAGAUGUAGCUGUUGUAUUUCACGCAAGUCAUAAAACGAAAGCAAAGGAUUUUAAACACAAAUUGCUGAACUUUAUAUCAAAUCUCUUUGCAAAAGCUCGAAUAGAUUCUGGAGAAGUUAGGGUUGCCUUAGUUAAUUAUGGUGCGUCGGGAAAGAUUCUAUUUAACUUUAACAAAUACUUAAAAAAGUCAGACUUGCGGAAAGCCAUUAGAAAAAGCAACCCAAAAGUUAGAAACAGCAACGCUAACUUAGGUGAUGCCUUACACUUAGUAAGAACACAAUUGUUUACCAAGCAAGAGGGUUCGAGAACAGAGGAAGGGGUUCCUACUGCCAUUAUCCUUAUAACUGAUAUGGCGUCAUCAAAGUCAGCAUAUUCCGUCCAAGACGAGGCUAAUAGGUUAAAAAGAGAUUCUAAAACGUCGAUUUUCACGAUUGGAAUGGAAAAAGCCGAUCGGAAGGAGCUGCAGACAAUUUCAAGUAGUCCAACAGGAAAUUAUUUCCAGUCAGUUACACAGUAUAAAGACCUCAUUUCAAAUAGUGAUAUCUUGGCAAAUGUUGUUAACGGAAUUAGGGCACUUCAAGGUCGUAAAUCCACGAAGACAACUCACGCCACCUCAGCCCCUGGACUAAACACAGAUUUAGAACAGCAAAAAUCUCUGAAACGAAACCUUUUAAGAAAUGGCGACGAAGCACAGAUUAUUUUUGCCUUCCAUGUGUCAUCAGCGGUACAAACGGACGAGGCAGAUUUAUUGAAACAGUUCUUUAAUGAUGUCCUGCGCAGGGCGGAUACCGAAAAUGGAAAACUGAAGGUCGCUAUAAUAGGAUAUAACGAUCAAGCGACAACUUAUCUCAACUUUUCCAGAUCGAUAACAAAAAGAGACUUGCUAUCUUUCAUUGACUACGCGGUGGACAGCGAGAGGAGAUCAGCGGGAAGGACAGUUAACGCUGCUACAGUCUUUGACGCAGUUUCUAGUAUUCUCCCGCAGGACGAAAUUCCCAAAGCCUUGAUUUUCAUAACGGACCAACAAUCCACCGUUAAUUCUGAUAACCUAAUGGAAAACCGAAUGAAAAGAAAACUAGAAGAUGUGGAUCUAUUGGAGAUUUUCAGUGUUGCUGUCGGAACUAACUCUAAAGAUGAACCGGCCGCCUUGGCAUCAACUCCAGAUAAUGUUUUAAGUGUUUCCGAAUACUCAAGCUUACCACGAAUUAGCGAGGAACUUGUGCGAAGACUUAGAAUACUCCGGACUUUAGCCGAUGUGACUCCUGAUUUGAAAGACCAAAUGGUAACUACAACACCACCGCAACAAGAGUAUGUUAUCACUUCACCACCUCCUCCUCCACCUACAAUCUUCACAUCUUCAAAAAUUUCUGAACCCACUGGACCUUCAAAACAGAAAGUUUGUAGUGAAAAGGUGGAUCUAAUUUUUGUUCUGGACUCUUCAACCAGUGUUGGGCAGAACAACUUUGAUAAGAUGAAAGCAUUUGUCAAGACAUUCUUGAAUUCAGCGGAAAUAGAUAAAGGAGAUGUUCGAAUAGGAAUAUUAUCGUAUAGUACUGUUGUCAACGUUGAAUUCCAUUUAAAUGAAUAUAAAACCAAGCAGAGCGUUCUUGAUGCUAUUGACGAGAUUCCAUGGAGAUAUGGAAGCACCAAUACUGCUGAUGCGUUGAAGACAAUGCAUGGAACAAUGUUCACUGCUUUGCAUGGUGAUAGAGUAGAUGUUACAAAUAUCGCUAUCGUGAUCACAGAUGGAGUUUCCAAUAUCAACGGUCAAAGAACUCUUACGGAAGCAAAGGAUGCAAAAGAGAAAGAUAUUCAUAUAUACGCCAUUGGAAUUGGGCUGUCAGAUAUGCAGGAGGUUAAUGGAAUAGCCUCGUUUCCACCUUCUACUAAUGCUUUCGCUGUGAAAAACUUCGAUGAACUUGAAGGACUUGACAAGACUAUUUUCCAGUCCAUUUGCGAAAGUGUAGUUACACGGCCACCAACAACCUCUGCUCCAACAACGCCUAUUCCAGUGUGCUUUGACAUGGCGGAUGUUGUGUUUGUCCUGGAUUCCUCAGACAGUGUGAAGCCGGAAGAUUUUCAAAAGGUGAUUAACUUCUGCAAAAAACUUCUAAAUCAACUGAAUAUUAACGGUGGUGAUGUUCAAAUUGGAUUACUGACAUUCAGUUCAAAAUCUUGGGUAGAAUUUUACCUUAAUGAUUAUAGUACUAAAGACGAACUGGAGAGAGCUAUUGAUAACAUACCUUGGCGUUAUGGACCGAUAAAUACAGCUGCAGGAAUCCGCACAAUGCAUCAAAAUAUGUUUAUUCCAUCAAAAGGGGAUAGACCAGAUGCCCCGAAUAUAGCCAUUGUUAUAACAUACGGCACAUCUAUCAACCCAGAGAGUACAAGUCAAGAGGCAGCGAUUGCCAGAGCUAAAGGAAUACACAUUUUUGCAGUUGGUUUAGGUUCAUAUGAUGCUUAUGCAGAGAUUAAUACUAUAGCGUCUCAACCUUCGGGGAAGAAUGCAUUUUUUGUAUCGUCAUUUUCUCAGUUAGAUGGAUUGGAUGACGAAAUAGUUGCGUCUUCUACCUGUCCAGAGCCAACUUUUGAAGUGGGUUAUGAUAUCGUAUUCCUUGUGGAUUCUUUCGGUAUAUCAAGAUACGUCUUUGAGGAUAUGAAAACUUAUCUCUAUCAAAUCAUUGACAUGCUCAACAUAAAUGAGGGAGAAUACAGAGCCGGACUUGCUCAAUACACGCAAGGGAACAACACCAAUACUGAAUGGCAUCUAAACAGAUACAAUACAAAAAGUGAUAUUCUGUCAGCCACCUUCAGGAUUCCGUUUGUUCAAGGAUCCGGAAACCGAGAGAUUGGAAACGGAAUAGAUUAUAUCAGACAGAAUAUGUUCACGGACCAAAAUGGAGACAGGGUCAUUGGACGAAAUCUCAUUGUAUUACUCACCGGUGCUAAUAAAAGUGAAAACGUAUAUGAAUCUUAUAGGGCAGCUGAGCGUGCUGAAGAAGCUGGAAUAAAUUUGUAUACCGUUGGGUUUUAUGUUGGUGAUACACAGGAACUAAAACAAAUAAGUACUUGGCCUCUACAAACGUAUAACUAUAUGGUGAAUUCUGCCAGGGACAUCGCUACCUCUCCAGCGAGCUUAUUCAGUUCAAUUCAAGAACAAAGUGAACCUCGUCGACAGAGACCUUUACCACCUGCUACAUCAACUGCAGUUUCAACUGGAAGCUCGUGCUUUGCGAAAGUGGAUCUGAUAUUUAUAUUGGACUCUUCAACAAGCGUUGGACAAGACAAUUACGACAAGAUGAAACUGUUUAUUAAGAAGUUUUUGCACACAGCCAACAUUGACGGCGGUGAAGUUCGUGUCGGUGUCGUGUCUUACAGCACUACAACAACAGUUGAAUUCCAACUCAACACUUACAGUACCAAAGCCGCCGUAUUUGAAGCAGUCGACAAAAUACCGUGGCGAUAUGGAAGCACAAAUACAGCAGACGGUCUGCUGGUCAUGCACAAAGAAAUGUUCACGGCACCCAAUGGUGACAGGUCCGAUGUACCAAACAUAUGCGUCAUAAUGACUGACGGCGUCUCUAACAUCAAUUACCAAAGAACCAUUCCCGAAGCUGAGGUUGCACGCGAGAAGGGUAUUCAUAUCUAUGCUAUUGGUAUUAAUUUACAAGACGUGCAAGAACUGAACGGAAUAGCCAGUCAACCAGCAAGCGUCAAUGCAUUUGCCGUGAAAACCUUUGAUGAAUUAGAGGGUUUAGACGAGAAAAUUUUUGAAUCCGUUUGCCCAGUUACUACGACCGUGCCAACCACACCAAAAGUUGAAUCCGGAUAUGACGUAAUAAUCAUGUUUGAUUCAUCAGUAUCCAGUCAAGCAUUGUUCGAAGAAAUGAAAAAUUUUGCAAUUCAAUUGACUCGCGAACUGAAUGUCGAUGACCAAGAAUAUCGAAUCGGCUUUAUGAGAUAUAGCACUGACGCAGAGGCCCUCACUCAACUUAACACGUAUAGGAAAACAGAUGAUAUAAUUCGGAGCAUGUUAUCAAUGAAUUACAGACCUGGGGAAAGUAAUCUUCAAAUAGCAAUCGACACAGUCACUCUCAACAUGUUUAGAGACGACAAUGGAGACCGAGAUUUUGCCAGAAACUUAAUUGUUUUGCUGACGGGUGUGGACCAAAGUUCGAAUCCAUAUGACGCUUUCCGAGCUGCAGAAAGAGCUGAGGCUUUGGGAAUAAAUCUGUAUACCGUAGGGUUUUACCUCAAUGACACGUUUGAAAUCAAUGGUGUAUCAACACAUCCUCUAUCCAAAUACCGAUACUUAAUCAACAACAGGAGAGACCUCCAAGGAACGAUGAUUUCUUUAUCCAAAUCUAUUGAUAAAAACAUACAACCACGAAGAGAAAGGCCAUAUCCAACGACAACUACCACAACAACAACGACCACAACAACCCCACCACGUGAUUCCGGAUAUGAUGUUGUCAUCAUGAUGGAUUCCUCAGUUCCACAGAAAACGUUUGACGCCAUGAAAAAAUAUGCCAAAUCCCUGGUCAAUCGAUUCGACAUCGAAAACAAAGAAUUCACUGUGGGCCUUAUGAGAUAUGGAGAAUCCAACGAUAAGCAAUGGGAUCUAAAUGACUAUGCUUCGAAAAAGGAUAUUGUUUCUGCUGUUGAUAGAGUGGGUCAUAAAAGAGGAACUGCAUCUGAUGCAGCAGGCGCCAUCCGUAUGGUACGACGAAGAAUGUUUAACGAAAGAAAUGGCGAUCGCGACUUCGCUCGAAAUCUCAUUUUCUUAAUGACAGCAAAUGAGAGGAGUGAUGAUAUAUAUGCCACAUGGAAUGAAGCAGAAGAGGCAGAAAAAGAAAAUAUUAAUCUGUACACUGUUGGUUUUGACUUAGACGAUACAACAGAAAUUGAUGAGACUUCAACCCACCCUCUCUAUAUUUAUCGUCAUCUCAUUAAUACAGAGGAAGGAGAUGGUGCUUUGGACAAAUCCACAGCAGAAAUCCUCGGUUUAAUUGAUGAAGAUGUAGAGCCACCAAGACCGAGACCAAAACCAACAACCACCACCACCACCACAAUGAUGCCAACUACAACUAUCAAUCAGUGUUUCGCAAAAGUGGAUUUGGUUUUUAUUCUGGAUUCGUCCACUAGCGUGGGAAACGAUAACUAUGACAAAAUGAAAGUGUUCGUUAAGAAGUUUCUUCACUCUGCAAACAUAGAUGGUGGGGAGGUGAGAGUUGGUCUUGUGUCUUACAGUACUCAAGUAACGGUAGAAUUCCAGCUCAAUACCUAUAACACAAAGGCAGAGUUGUUUGACGCCGUUGACAAAGUUCCUUGGAGAUAUGGAAGUACCAACACCGCCGAUGGACUUAAAACAAUGCACGAAGAAAUGUUCUCCGAAGCCAAUGGUGACAGGGCAGGUGUUCCAAACAUUUGCAUUAUCAUGACUGAUGGCGUAUCCAAUAUCAAUUACCAAAGGACGAUUCCUGAGGCUGAAAAGGCGAGAGAAAAGGGCAUACAUAUUUAUGCCAUUGGUAUUGCACUUAAAGAUUUGAAGGAAGUGAAUGGAAUUGCUAGUGAGCCGGCCAGUGUGAAUGCGUUUGCAGUUAAUUCUUUUGAUGAACUUGAAGGUUUAGAUGAGAAAAUCUUUGAAUCUGUCUGUCCAGUAAUAACUACGACCAUGCCUACGACAACCACAACAAAACCUCGAGACACUGGAUAUGAUGUCGUAUUCCUGCUAGAUUCUUCUGUGGAUGAUAGGAGAGUCUUUAACCAAAUGAAGGACUUUGCAAGUAAUCUUGUGGAUAAUCUCAGUAUCGAUGAUGAAGAGUAUCGCAUUGGUCUCGUACGCUACAGCGGGGAUUCAGAUACAUUUGCGCAUUUAAAAGACCUCGAUACGAAACAAGAAGUAAUGGACAAAAUUAAAGACAUUUCAUACAAACCCGGUGAAAGUAAUCUACAAGACGCUCUAGACAUUGUGAACUUCGAGAACUUCCGAGAGGACAAUGGAGACAGAGACUUUGCACGAAACUUAAUUGUUUUACUGACAGGAGUAGAUCGGAGCACGGAUCCUUACGAGGCGUUCCGGGCAGCAGAACGUGCUGAAGAUGAGGGCAUAAACAUUUAUACCGUAGGAUUUUACAUUAAUGACACAUUUGAGGUCGAUGAGGUUCCAACGCAUCCCCUCAGUACAUACAGAUAUUUGAUUACAAGAAAACAAGACAUCAAAGAAGUUCCAAGAAGGCUAGCAAGAUCGGUUGAUAAUAUCCUUCGUCCGAGAAGAGACAGACCAUUACCUACAACUACAACUACGACAACAACAACAACCACGACAACCCCACCACGUGAUUCCGGAUAUGAUGUUGUCAUUAUGAUGGAUUCUUCAGUUCCACAGAAAACGUUUGACGCCAUGAAAAAAUAUGCCAAAUCUUUAGUCAAUCGAUUUGACAUCGACAACAAAGAAUACACAGUGGGCCUUAUGAGAUAUGGCGAAUCCAACGAUAAGCAAUGGGAUCUAAAUGACUAUGCUUCGAAAAAGGACAUUGUUUCUGCUGUUGAUAGUGUGGGUCAUAAAAGAGGAACGGCAUCUGAUGCAGCAGGCGCCAUUCGUAUGGUACGACGAAGAAUGUUCAAUGAAAGAAAUGGCGACCGAGACUUCGCUCGAAAUCUCAUUUUCUUAAUGACAGCAAAUGAGAGGAGUGAUGAUAUAUAUGCCACAUGGAAUGAAGCAGAAGAGGCAGAAAAAGAAAAUAUUAAUCUGUACACUGUUGGUUUUGACUUAGACGAUACAACAGAAAUUGAUGAGACUUCAACCCACCCUCUCUAUAUUUAUCGUCAUCUCAUUAAUACAGAGGAGGGUGAUGAUGCUGUGGACAAAUCCACUGCAGAAAUUCUCGGUUUAAUUGAUGAAGAUGUAGAGCCACCAAGACCGAGACCAAAACCAACCACCACCACCACCACAAUGAUGCCAACUACAACAAUUAAUCAGUGUUUCGCAAAAGUGGAUUUGGUUUUCAUUCUGGAUUCGUCCACUAGCGUAGGAAACGAUAACUAUGACAAAAUGAAAGUGUUCGUUAAGAAGUUUCUUCACUCUGCAAACAUAGAUGGUGGGGAGGUGAGAGUCGGUCUUGUGUCUUACAGUACUCAAGUAACGGUAGAAUUCCAGCUCAAUACCUAUAACACAAAGGCAGAGUUGUUUGACGCCGUUGACAAAGUUCCUUGGAGAUAUGGAAGUACAAACACCGCCGAUGGACUUAAAACAAUGCACGAAGAAAUGUUCUCCGAAGCUAAUGGUGAUAGGGCAGGUGUUCCAAACAUAUGCAUUAUCAUGACUGAUGGCGUAUCCAAUAUCAAUUAUCAAAGGACGAUUCCUGAGGCUGAAAAAGCGAGAGAAAAGGGCAUACAUAUUUAUGCCAUUGGUAUUGCACUUAAAGAUUUGAAGGAAGUGAAUGGAAUUGCUAGUGAGCCAGCAAGUGUAAAUGCGUUUGCAGUUAAUUCCUUUGAUGAACUUGAAGGUUUAGAUGAGAAAAUCUUUGAAUCUGUCUGUCCAGUAAUAACUACGAUCAUACCUACGACAACCACAACAAAACCUCGAGACACUGGAUAUGAUGUCGUAUUCCUGCUAGAUUCUUCUGUGGAUGAUAGGAGAGUCUUUAAUCAAAUGAAGGACUUUGCUACAAAUCUUGUGGAUAAUCUCAGUAUCGAUGAUGAAGAGUAUCGCAUUGGUCUCGUACGCUACAGCGGGGAUUCAGAUACAUUUGCGCAUUUAAAAGACCUCGAUACGAAACAAGAAGUAAUGGACAAAAUUAAAGACAUUUCAUACAAACCCGGUGAAAGUAAUCUACAAGACGCUCUAGACAUUGUGAACUUCGAGAACUUCCGAGAGGACAAUGGAGACAGGGACUUUGCACGAAACUUAAUUGUUUUACUGACAGGAGUAGAUCGGAGCACGGAUCCUUACGAGGCGUUCCGGGCGGCAGAACGCGCUGAAGAUGAGGGCAUAAACAUUUAUACCGUAGGAUUUUACAUUAAUGACACAUUUGAGGUCGAUGAGGUUCCGACACAUCCCCUUAGUACAUAUAGAUAUUUGAUUACAAGAAAACAAGACAUCAAAGAAAUACCAAGAAGGCUAGCGAAUUCGGUUGAUAAUAUCAUUCGCCCGAGAAGAGACAGACCUCUACCUACUACUACAACUACGACAACCACAACUACCACUACAACCCCACCACGGGAUUCUGGAUAUGAUGUUGUCAUCAUGAUGGAUUCCUCAGUUCCACAGAAAACGUUCGAUGCCAUGAAAAAAUAUGCCAAAUCUUUGGUCAAUCGAUUCGACAUCAACAACAAAGAAUACACUGUGGGCCUUAUGAGAUAUGGAGAAUCAAACGAUAAGCAAUGGGAUCUAAAUGACUAUGCUUCGAAAAAGGACAUUGUUUCUGCUGUUGAUAGAGUGAGUCAGAAGAGAGGAACGUCAUCUGAUGCAGCAGGUGCCAUUCGUAUGGUACGACGAAGAAUGUUCAAUGAAAGAAAUGGCGACCGAGACUUCGCUCGAAAUCUCAUUUUCUUAAUGACAGCAAAUGAGAGGAGUGAUGAUAUAUAUGACACAUGGAAUGAAGCAGAAGAGGCAGAAAAAGAAAAUAUCAAUCUGUACACUGUUGGUUUUGACUUAGACGAUACAACAGAAAUUGAUGAGACUUCAACCCACCCUCUGUAUAUUUAUCGUCAUCUCAUUAACACAGAGGAAGGAGAUGAUGCUGUGGACAAAUCCACAGCAGAAAUCCUCAGUUUAAUCGAUGAAGAUGUAGAACCAGCAAGACCGAGACCAAAACCUACAACAACCACCACUACCACCACAAUGAUGCCAACUACAACAAUCAAUCAGUGUUUCGCAAAAGUGGAUUUAGUUUUCAUUCUGGACUCGUCCACUAGUGUGGGAAACGAUAACUACGACAAAAUGAAAGUUUUCGUUAAGAAGUUUCUUCACUCUGCAAACAUAGAUGGUGGGGAGGUGAGAGUCGGUCUUGUGUCUUACAGUACUCAAGUAACGGUAGAAUUCCAGCUCAAUACCUAUAACACAAAGGCAGAGUUGUUUGACGCCGUUGACAAAGUUCCUUGGAGAUAUGGAAGUACCAACACCGCCGAUGGACUGAAGACAAUGCACGAAGAAAUGUUCUCCGAAGCUAAUGGUGACAGGGCAGGUGUUCCAAACAUUUGCAUUAUCAUGACUGAUGGUGUAUCCAAUAUCAAUUAUCAAAGAACAAUUCCUGAGGCUGAAAAAGCGAGAGAAAAGGGCAUACAUAUUUAUGCCAUUGGUAUAGCACUGAAGGAUUUGAAGGAAGUGAAUGGCAUUGCUAGUGAGCCAGCAAGUGUAAAUGCGUUUGCAGUUAAUUCCUUUGAUGAACUUGAAGGUUUAGAUGAGAAAAUCUUUGAAUCUGUCUGUCCAGUAAUAACUACGACCAUGCCUACGACAACCACAACAAAACCUCGAGACACUGGAUAUGAUGUCGUAUUCCUGCUAGAUUCUUCUGUGGAUGAUAGGAGAGUCUUUAACCAAAUGAAGGAUUUUGCUACAAAUCUUGUGGAUAAUCUCAGUAUCGAUGAUGAAGAGUAUCGCAUUGGUCUCGUACGCUACAGCGGGGAUUCAGAUACAUUUGCGCAUUUAAAAGACCUCGAUACGAAACAAGAAGUAAUGGACAAAAUUAAAGACAUUUCAUAUAAACCCGGUGAAAGUAAUCUACAAGACGCUCUAGACAUUGUGAACUUUGAGAACUUCCGAGAGGAUAAUGGAGACAGGGACUUUGCACGAAACUUAAUUGUUUUACUGACAGGAGUAGAUCGGAGUACGGAUCCCUAUGAAGCGUUCCGGGCAGCAGAGCGUGCUGAAGAUGAGGGCAUAAACAUUUAUACCGUAGGAUUUUACAUUAAUGACACAUUUGAGGUCGAUGAGGUUCCGACAUAUCCCCUUAGUACAUAUAGAUAUUUGAUUACAAGGAAACAAGACAUCAAAGAAGUUCCAAAAAGACUAGCCAAUUCUGUUGAUAAUAUUCUUCGCCCGAGAAGAGACAGACCUUUGCCUACCACUACAACUACGACAACAACAACAACAACACCACCACGGGAUUCUGGAUAUGAUGUUGUCAUCAUGAUGGAUUCCUCAGUUCCACAGAAAACGUUUGAGGCCAUGAAAAAAUAUGCCAAAUCCCUGGUCAAUCGAUUCGACAUCGACAACAAAGAAUACACAGUGGGCCUUAUGAGAUAUGGAGAAUCAAACGAUAAGCAAUGGGAUCUAAAUGAUUAUCCUUCGAAAAAGGACAUUAUUUCUGCUGUUGAUAGUGUGGGUCAUAAAAGAGGAACGGCAUCUGAUGCAGCAGGUGCCGUCCGUAUGGUACGACGAAGAAUGUUCAAUGAAAGAAAUGGCGAUCGAGACUUCGCUCGAAAUCUCAUUUUCUUAAUGACAGCAAAUGAGAGAAGUGAUGAUAUAUAUGCCACAUGGAAUGAAGCAGAAGAGGCAGAAAAAGAAAAUAUUAACCUGUACACUGUUGGUUUUGAUUUGAAUGAUACAACAGAAAUUGAUGAGACUUCAACCCACCCUCUCUAUAUUUAUCGUCAUCUCAUUAAUACAGAGGAAGGAGAUGAUGCUGUGGACAAAUCCACAGCAGAAAUCCUCGGUUUAAUUGAUGAAGAUGUAGAGCCACCAAGGCCGAGACCAAAACCAACAACCACCACUACUACCACUACAAUGAUGCCAACUACAACAAUCAAUCAGUGUUUUGCAAAAGUGGAUUUAGUUUUCAUUCUGGACUCGUCCACUAGUGUGGGAAGCGAUAACUACGACAAAAUGAAAGUUUUCAUUAAAAAGUUUCUUCACUCUGCAAACAUAGAUGGUGGGGAGGUGAGAGUCGGUCUUGUGUCUUACAGUACUCAAGUAACGGUAGAAUUCCAGCUAAACACCUAUAACACAAAGGCAGAGUUGUUUGACGCCGUUGACAAAGUUCCUUGGAGAUAUGGAAGUACAAACACCGCCGAUGGACUGAAGACAAUGCACGAGGAAAUGUUCUCCGAAGCCAAUGGUGACAGGGCAGGUGUUCCAAACAUUUGCAUUAUCAUGACUGAUGGCGUAUCCAAUAUCAAUUAUCAAAGAACAAUUCCUGAGGCUGAAAAGGCGAGAGAAAAGGGCAUACAUAUUUAUGCCAUUGGUAUAGCACUGAAGGAUUUGAAGGAAGUGAAUGGCAUUGCUAGUGAGCCAGCAAGUGUAAAUGCGUUUGCAGUUAAUUCCUUUGAUGAACUUGAAGGUUUAGAUGAGAAAAUCUUUGAAUCUGUCUGUCCAGUAAUAACUACGACCAUGCCUACGACAACCACAACAAAACCUCGAGACACUGGAUAUGAUGUCGUAUUCCUGCUAGAUUCUUCCGUGGAUGAUAGGAGAGUCUUUAACCAAAUGAAGGACUUUGCUACAAAUCUUGUGGAUAAUCUCAGUAUCGAUGAUGAAGAGUAUCGCAUUGGACUCGUACGCUACAGCGGGGAUUCAGAUACAUUUGCGCAUUUAAAAGACCUCGAUACGAAACAAGAAGUAAUGGACAAAAUUAAAGACAUUUCAUACAAACCCGGUGAAAGUAAUCUACAAGACGCUCUAGACAUUGUGAACUUCGAGAACUUCCGAGAGGACAAUGGAGACAGGGACUUUGCACGAAACUUAAUUGUUUUACUGACAGGAGUAGAUCGGAGCACGGAUCCUUACGAGGCGUUCCGAGCGGCAGAACGUGCUGAAGAUGAGGGCAUAAACAUUUAUACCGUAGGAUUUUACAUUAAUGACACAUUUGAGGUCGAUGAGGUUCCGACACAUCCCCUUAGUACAUAUAGAUAUUUGAUUACAAGAAAACAAGACAUCAAAGAAGUUCCAAGAAGGCUAGCAAGUUCGGUUAAUAAUAUACUUCGCCCGAGAAGAGACAGAGCAUUACCUACCACGACAACCACGACAACAACAACAACCACGACAACCCCACCACGUGAUUCCGGAUAUGAUGUUGUCAUUAUGAUGGAUUCCUCAGUUCCACAGAAAACGUUUGACGCCAUGAAAAAAUAUGCCAAAUCCCUGGUCAAUCGAUUCGACAUCGACAACAAAGAAUACACUGUUGGCCUUAUGAGAUACGGAGAAUCCAACGAUAAGCAAUGGGAUCUAAAUGACUAUACUUCGAAAAAGGACAUUGUUUCUGCUGUUGAUAGUGUGGGUCACAAAAGAGGAACGGCAUCUGAUGCAGCAGGUGCCAUUCGUAUGGUACGACGAAGAAUGUUCAAUGAAAGAAAUGGCGAUCGAGACUUCGCUCGAAAUCUCAUUUUCCUAAUGACAGCAAAUGAGAGGAGUGAUGAUAUAUAUGCCACAUGGAAUGAAGCAGAAGAGGCAGAAAAAGAAAAUAUUAACCUAUACACUGUUGGUUUUGACUUGAACGAUACAACAGAGAUUGAUGAGACUUCAACCCACCCUAUCUAUAUUUAUCGUCAUCUCAUUAAUACAGAGGAAGGAGAUGAUGGUGUGGACAAAUCCACAGCAGAAAUCCUCGGUUUAAUUGAUGAAAAUGUAGAGCCUCCAAGACCUCGACCCAAGCCGACAACAACGACAACUACCACAACACCUUUACCGACAACAACUAUAAACCAAUGUUUUGCUAAAGUAGAUUUGAUUUUUGUAUUGGACUCUUCUACGAGUGUGGGGAAUGACAAUUACAGCAAAAUGAAAGAUUUUAUCAAGAAGUUUCUCCAUGAAGCUAAUAUUGACGGUGGAGAAGUACGGGUUGGCCUUGUGUCCUACAGUACUGCUGUAACGGUGGAAUUCCAGCUGAACUCCUACUCAACCAAAGCUGAUUUGUUUGAAGCUGUUGAUAAUGUACCUUGGAGAUAUGGAAGUACCAACACUGCUGAUGGCCUGAAAAUGAUGCACGAGGAAAUGUUUACGGAGUUAAAUGGAGACAGACCCGGUGUUCCAAAUAUCUGUAUAAUAAUGACAGACGGUGUAUCUAAUAUCAAUUACCAAAGAACCAUUCCUGAGGCAGAAGCAGCGCGGAAAAAAGGAAUUCAUAUUUAUGCAGUUGGGAUCGCUCUGAAGGAUCUAAAGGAAGUCAAUGGGAUAGCAAGUGAGCCUGCAAGCCUGAACGUCUUUUCCGUAGACAGUUUCGAUGAAUUGGAAGGUCUUGACGAAAAAAUCUUCGAAUCUUCAUGUCCAGUUCCAACCACCACUGUACCAUCACUUCCUCGGUCUGGUUACGACGUUGUCCUACUGAUGGACUCUUCUGUUCCGCCUCAAACUUAUCAAUUCAUGAAAGACUAUGCAAAAGAUCUUGUCAAUGGAUUUAAUAUCGAAGACCAAGAAUACCAAGUCGGUCUAAUGAGUUAUAGCGGAGACGCAGAUGUUCAAUUUGACUUAAAUGACUACAGUACAAAAGAGGACAUCAAACUUGCUAUUGACAAAGCUUCAUAUAAACCCGGGGAAACAGAUACCGCAAAAGCUAUCGAUUCAGUUCGCCAAGGUAUGUUUCGCAAAUCCAGUGGUGAUAGAGACUACGCAAGGAAUCUAAUAGUUUUGCUAACCGGACAAGACCAGAGUAAAGACACGUAUGGCGCUUGGGCCGCUGCUGAAAAGGCAGAGGCGGCGGGAAUUAAUUUGUUCACCGUUGGUAUUAACCUUAACGAUACAACCGAAAUUGAUGAAUUGUCAACUCAUCCAUUGAAGACUUUCAGACAUCUUAUUAACACCUACUCACCACCGGCACAAAUUAAUCGCACUGCCAAUGAAAUCCUUGGACUUAUUGAUGACGAGGUGCAACCCGAAAGACCGAGACCAAAACCAACAACGCCUCCAGUUCCUGGUGAAUGCUUCCAAAGAGUAGACUUAGUGUUUGUUUUGGAUUCAUCUACAAGUGUGGGAAACGUGAACUUUGGGAAAAUGCUAGAUUUUGUUAAAAACUUCUUACAUUCUGCCAACAUUGAUGGAGGUGAAGUUAGAGUUGGUAUUGCGACGUAUAGUACAGGUGCCAGGAUAGAAUUUAAUUUGAAAGACUAUACUACCAAAAAUGACUUGUUUAAAGCAGUUGAAAACAUUGCCUGGCAAUACGGCAGCACAAAUACAGCCGAUGCACUGCUUCUUAUGCAUGAUACCAUGUUCACGGCCGUUAAUGGUGAUAGAGCAGAUGUACCAAAUAUCUGUAUUGUUAUCACUGACGGUGUGUCAAACAUUAACUAUGGCAGAACAAUACCCGAAGCUGACGCUGCCCGCAAGAAGGAUAUCCAUAUUUAUGCAGUUGGUAUUGGUCUACAAGAUUUAAAUGAAGUUAAUGGUAUCGCAAAUAAGCCAUCCAGUGAAAAUGCUUUCUCUGUGAACAACUUUGAUGAAUUAGAAGGUCUAGAUGAAACAAUUUUUGAGUCUGCUUGCGCAGUUACAACUGUUGCACCGCCUUCGACGACUACUUUAAGUUCGUGUGGCUUUGAGAAGGUGGAUUUGGUCUUCAUUCUGGACUCGUCAACUAGUGUCGGUCAAAAUAACUUCCAGAAAAUGCUGGAUUUCUGUAAAGAUUUCCUGAAAAAUUCCGAUAUCGAUUCUGGAAGUGUUCGAGUAGGAAUUCUAAGCUACAGUACAAAAGUGCAUGACCACUUCUUUUUGAACGCCUAUGACACUUCCACGGAGAUGUUUAAUGCUAUUGACAAAAUCAGUUGGAUUUUUGGAAGUACCAAUACAGCUAACGCGAUCAGAGAUAUGAGAGAGAAAUAUUUCUCAUUCGCCAAUGGCGAUAGAUGGGACGCUCGAAACAUUGCUGUUAUCCUGACCGAUGGUGUUUCUAAUAUCAAUGCAAAUAGAUUGCAAGAUGAAGUAAGACAGGCAAGGAACGAGGGCAUACAUAUCUAUGCGAUAGGUAUUGGGCUGAGUGAUGUAACUGAAUUAAAUCAAAUAGCGUCCGUUCCUGCCUCCGAAAACACCUUUAUUGUAAAUAACUUUGAUGAACUGAAAGACUUGGAUGAGCGGAUCUUUAGAUCUCUGUGUCCUGCAUCAUCACCUAGGCCCACCAGAAGAAUAACAACUACAAAAACCACCAGAAAACCCACCACAACUAGACCACGAACUACCACAACUACUCCCACUCCAACAACAACGGAGAGAUCUACCGGAUAUGAUGUCGUAAUAUUGCUUGAUUCCUCUGUAGAUCCUCGCACUUUCAAUUUCAUGAAAAAGUACGCCAGUAAUCUUGUAGACAACCUGAGCGUCGAUGAUGAAGAAUACAAAGUUGGUGUUAUGCGAUAUAGCGAUAACCCCGAUGUACAGUUUGAACUUAACAGAUAUAACAAUAAAGCUUCCAUCAAGAAUGCUAUUAGCAGAAUCAGAUAUCGGCGUGGCCGCACAAAUACAGAUAGAGCACUUGACGCUGCAAGACAGAGGAUGUUUACACCACGAAAAGGAGACAGGGGUUAUGCUAGAAAUCUGAUAGUACAUAUUACAGGUAACGAUAGAAGUAAUGAUAUUUAUGACACAUGGGCGGCAGCAGAGCGAGCAGAGAAAGACGAUAUCAACAUUUAUACCGUUGGCAUCAACCUACAGGACUUGACUGAGAUAAAUGAAUUAUCCUCAUAUCCAUUAAACACAUAUAGAACACUGAUAAACACCAGCAUGGACCAGCCGCAAGUGGAUAGAUCACUUACCAGUCUUGUUCGAACAAUCGAUGUAGAUGUGGAUCCUUGGAGACCUCGACCCAAACCGACAACGACAACCUCACCAACUACCCCUACGACAACACCCAGGACAACAGGAAAAGACCUGAUCUUUAUGUUAGACUCAUCAGUCCCCCCAGAGAUCUUCAACUGGAUGAAAUCAUAUGUAUCUAAUAUGGUCCAGGGCAUGAAUAUAGACAAUGAAGAAUACAGAGUAGGGUUGAUGAAAUUCGGUACCAAUCCAAGCCUAGAAGCCCAUCUUAGACGAUAUCAGAAUAAAGAUGAUGUUUUGAGAGCAGUUAAACGAAUUGGAUAUUCACCAGGAAGAACAAAUACAGAUAGAGCCAUUAAUUAUGUCCGCCGGAAUAUGUUUGCACCUUAUAGAGGCGAUCGAGACUUCGCUAGAAAUAUAGUUGUUCUUCUCACAUCAAAUGACAAGAGUGCCGAUACGUAUCGAACCUGGGCCGCUGCAGAGACGGCCGAGAAAUCAGGAAUCAACUUUUUUACUGUCGGCAUUAACUUAAAUGACACCACAGAAAUUGAUGAGCUAUCCACGCAUCCUUUGUCGACGUACAGGCAUCUCGUUAACACUGAUAUGAAUGACAGACAGGUGAAUGACUCCGCAAACAGAGUUUUGGGAUUAGUUGAUGAGGAUAUCGAACCACCAAGACCUCGACCUAAACCGACAACACCUCCACCAGUUACCACUCCAGAGCCACUGACGAGAGGACAAGAUAUCGUGGUUAUCAUGGAUUCCUCUGUAAAACCCGAGCAGUUCCGGUCAUUCAAAAACUUUGUUAAAUAUCUGGCGGAAAAUGUGAACGUUGAUAGCGGUGAAGUCCGAAUUGGAUUGAUGAGCUACAGUACACGACCGAGUGUCCAAUGGCAGCUAAAUGCUUAUGAUAAAAAAGACAAAAUAGUAAGUGCAGUGGAUAGAAUAACUUAUAGAGCAGGGGAUAGAAACACUGCUAGAGCAAUAAAUGAAGCCAAGACCUACAUGUUCACCAGAAGGAACGGAGACCGAAGUUUUGCAAGAAAUUUCAUCAUUCUUUUAACUGGUGAGAAGGAGAGCACCGAUCGAUAUAAGGCUUAUGAAGCCGCAUAUCAGGCAGAAAGAGAUGGUAUCAACUUGUUUACAGUCGGCUAUUAUCUGGAUGAUACAACAGAAGUAAGCGAAAUUGCUACCUAUCCCUUACGAACGUACCGUCAUUUGGCAACUCGUGAGAGUGAUCUUCUAGAAGUUCCUGGGAUAUUACAAUUUGCACUGAAAGAGAUGGGAGACACCCCAGAACGCGCACGCAGAAGACCUGAAAGACCUACUACGCUGCCUCCACCCACUACAACAAGAAGACCUGGGGUUUGCAGAGGACAGGGUGAUGUUGUUUUUAUACUGGACACUUCCGGUAGUGUGGGCCAAGACGGAUUCCAGAAAGUCUUGAACUUUACCUAUACAGUUAUUUCUGACCUUGACAUUGACAGCGGGAAUUUCCGGGUCGCUGUUAUAACAUUUAGCGAUUGGCCAAAUUUGGAGUUUGACCUCUCGGAAUAUAGUACAAGAGCAGAGAUAGAGAGUGCGUUACAGCGAGUGAAUUACGUCUAUGGAUCAACACACACCUCCUCUGCUCUCCGUCUUGCCAGGGAACGGGUGUUUAUAUCCACAGCAGGAGACCGAGUUGAUGUCCCGAAUGUCGUUAUCACUAUCACUGAUGGUGAAUCGAAUAUUAACCCUCAGGAUACCAUCCCAGAAGCCUUACUAUUAAAGAGAACCGGGGCCACUUUGUUAACGGUGGCAGUAGGAUACACCCAUCGGGAAGAAGAACUGAUUGGUCUGACAACGCCUCCUGUCAAGGAAAACCUACUCCGUGUAGAAAACUUUGAUGCCCUGCAUAACUUUGGUUCUACAUUGGUCAAUCCACUGUGCAAUGAUGCAAACACUUGUUCCACGAAACCUUGUCAGAACGGUGCCUUCUGUAUAGACCGCAUUGGUUCGUAUCAGUGUGUGUGUACAAAUGGCUACCACGGGAAAGACUGUGACCAAAAAUGUGGAAAUCCAGCCGAUGUCGUGUUCGUCAUGGACUCUUCAGAUGGAAUCGGGGAACAUACUUUUAGGCGUAUUAAAGGGUAUGUUGACUACCUUGUCCGAGAAAUGAACAUUGAAGAAUGUGACAUCAGGGUCGGUGCCAUGAAAUACAGCUCCUCGCCCAUGAUACAAUUUGGUAUCGGACAGUAUAAGGAUACGAAUACUAUUACAAGAAUGGUUGACCAUAUUGGGUACACCAGAGGAAAAGCAAACAUGGCAGGUGCAUUAAGAAGUCUCCGAACGAAUAUGUUCAACGGUAAUGGAGACAGACCAAACGUGAAGAACGUAGCUUACCUCAUAACAGACGGGUCUGUGGAAGUGAACGAGGAUACGACAAUGCAAGAGGCGGAAUUAACCAUUGGAUCCGACAUUCAGAUUGUCCCCUUAACAGUAGACAUGCAUAGGCGAGAUGAGGUGGAAAGCAUCGCGUUGGCUCAAGGGAUGAAGGCAAUGGAAAUUCCAGAUGAGGCCAAGCUUUAUGAAAUGCGCGAUGAGGUUUUGGAUCCAAUCUACGACAGUAAUGACUACUGCGCCGACAGUCCUUGCAGAAAUGGAGGGAAUUGCAGGAACAACAAUGGGGGAUUUCUUUGUGAAUGUAAACCUGGCUUUUCCGGAGAUCUGUGUCAAAAGAGAUGUCCUUCUACGGGAGACAUUGUUUUUGCUGUGGAUGCCUCUAGAUAUGUAAGUCGGAAAGAACUCAGGGAUAUGAAAAAAUUCAUGAAGCAGCUCGUCCGACGAAUGGCUUUCCGAAGAACUGGUUUCCGCGUCGGAAUUGUCCAGUUUGCUGGAAGCGCUAUGGUACGACUUGAUUUUAGGGAUGGUUUGAAGAAGAGAAAUGUAAAUUCAGCAGUCUCUGGAAUACGACGUCAACGUUCAGACCCUGUGCCUAUGGAAGCUCUGCGUAAAGCAAGAUUAAGGAUUUUCGGAACACCUUCUGACCGUUCUAAUGUACAGAAUACUAUUAUCUUUAUAACAAAGAGCAUGCGCAAGGAGAGUGAACUAAUCAGAGAGGCUGGAAAACUAAAAAUGGAAGGGACCAAUAUCAUUGGAAUUGGAAUUGACUUAUCGGAGUCAGAUAAAAAUUUCCUGAAGACUGCUGUAUCGCCGCCGAUGCUAGCCAACGCACAUUUCCUUUCAAAUGGCGAUAGCUUGACAAGUCUCACAGACACUAUUAUGACAUAUCUUUGCAAUGAGAACAUUGCUUGCAGUGACAACCCCUGUCAGAAUAACGGAACAUGUACAAGUUUAUCGAGUACGGAAUACACGUGUACAUGUACCAAAGGAUUCGCCGGAAAGAACUGUGAAGAAACUAAUGGUAAUGUUGCUGACAUUGCCUUCCUUGUGGAUGCUUCCGGGAGCGUUGGAAUAGACAAUGUGGACCGAAUGAAGGAAUUCGUUUACUCCUUGGUGGAAAAGAUUUCUAUUGGUCAAACAGACAAUCGUGUCGCCCUUGUCUCUUACAGCUCGGAGCCUCAAAUGGGGUUCCAUCUCAACAGCUUCUAUACCAAAAAGGAGGUUAUGAAUGCAAUAUCAGCCAUGCAGUACAGGUACGGAAGUACUAAUACUGCCGCUGGACUGAGAAUGGUUCGACAAGAGAUAUUUAACCCUAAUAAUGGGGACAGACCCAGUGUUCCAAACACACUAAUUUUGAUCACGGACGGCAACUCAAACAUUAACGCUGAUGACACUGUACCCGAAGCUCUGCGGUUGAGGGAACAAGGAGUUCAUGUAUUUGUUGUCGCCGUCGACUUUUCUGGAGACAUGGAAAGACAGGAAAUAGACGACAUCGCCUCUCAGCCAGCGUCUGAAAACGUGUAUUGGGUCAAUGAUUAUUCCGCACUUCCGGGUGUCGGGGGUACUAUUUUCAACAAAAUGUGUUCACCAGACAUGAACAAAGACAUAUGUGACACCAAUGAAAUAAAAUGUAAACAUGGCGGCCGUUGUGUGUCUGCUGCUGUCACCGGAACUUACAGGUGUGACUGUAUCCCAGGAUUCACCGGGGCUCUUUGUGAGAUAGCCUGCCCAAGCAGCUUCGAUAUUGCCAUAGUAAUCGACUCUUCUUCCAGUGUUGGACGAGGAAACUUCCGACUGAUCAAGAAUUUUACAAGUUCCGUCGUGGAAAAGAUGCACAAAAUUUCCAGAAACAACAGGUUCGCCAUGAUCACCUUUAAUCAGGAAGUGAAGGUCGUCUUCAGUUUUAGUCGUUAUUCUGCUCUGUCCGCCAUGACUACUGCGAUAGAGGGGGUGAGGUACAAACCCGGGGGUACCAACACGGCGCUAGCACUGAGGGCCGCUCACGGUCUUCUGCAGAACGAUUUUGGCGCCAGAAGGUCAGCCAAGAACGUGGUGAUCCUAAUCACGGACGAAGGGUCCAAUAUCAACGCCACUGAAACCCUCCCGGCAGCGAGGGAGUUAAAGGAGGACGGUACCCACGUCAUUGCUAUAGGAAUCGGUCUUGACACCGCUGGGCAACUGGCGGCACAAGAAAUCAAGGACAUCGCGUCCGCAGACGACAAAGAUCUGAUCAAACUGAACAGUUACAGUGCCUUAAAAGGAAUUGAGAGUGACGUCAUUAAUCAAAUGUGCGAAUUUGGUGAAGAUGAUGGUAACUAGCAUUGUAGAUUAUUUUAAUUGUCAUUCCAUGUAGGGUAAAUUUAACAAAUUACGUUCGUUUUGUAAAAUAUGAAUCUACGCAGCAGUUGUUUUGCAGCAUAUUUUACAUGGUUGUAUUAUAUAAUGUAUGAUACAGAGCCAAAAUAUACACGUGUUUCAAUUCAUAUUUAUAUCGAUGAAUUCUUAUAUGUAUCUAGUAGUAUUUAUGUGAAGUGCCAUUUGAUAUAUUCUUUUUAGUUGUUAAGAAGUCUUUGUGCACAACUGUUUAGUUACAUCAAACGUAUUCUUUUAAUAUUGUUACAUAUUUUUUUACUGACUACAUGUAACUAUAAGUAUUAAAGAAUGCAUGAUAUUAGAGUGGGAUUUUUAUUUAUUGUUUUGUACCAUUUAGAAAAACAUUUUAAGUCCAACGAAUGGUAGAGAAAUGAAGUUUCGCAAUAAUGUUCAACGUUGUACUAUAUAGCUUUGUAAUAAAAUAUUUUUUAUGACUUGUA
Molecule: messenger RNA, 22539 nt
Organism: Saccostrea cuccullata (small rock oyster)
Lineage: Eukaryota; Metazoa; Mollusca; Bivalvia; Ostreida; Ostreidae
Molecular function (GO): calcium ion binding
Source: RefSeq, a predicted model, not a curated record